AUGUUGUCGUUAAGCUGCACGGCAAUAGAACUUAUGACGGAAGCACUGAAUGUGGUUCGAGAGAGUCCACCUCAAUUUCUCUAUUGCUCCGCUGAGACGGUGUUAGAAAAGGCAUUCCUUGCCGCUGUAAAAGAAAACAGUGCUCUACAUCAAGCUGUGUCGGCAAUUGUGGUCGACGAAUCACACACAGAGGAAGCUUGGACAGGACAAAGGUGAGAUUCUUCCAAUUCAUCGUAGUUUACGUCCUUGUGGGUGUCAUGUUUAGAAUAUAGUUCGUGGUCUCUCAUAACCUUAUAUUUUGUCAAUCUUUUCAUUAUUUGGCUAGAAAAAAGCAAAGCAAAGGUGCGAAACCUGUUCAAGUGUUCCGUGCAGCAUAUGGAAAGUUAGCUAUUCUUCGGUCAAUGCGUAAAGACGGUAAGAAAAUAAUUUAAGUUACAUGGUGUCAUUCGUAUUUUUAACACUACGUCAAACAAUCAGAAACAAUACAGCAGAUAUGCAAAAAAACUGUUAUGAAAACCUCCACAACCUAAUCUUCAUGUUAGCCAGUAUUUUAUGAACCUGCUCUAUAAUUUUACCCUCAAUCGGUCCUAUUUUUAGUUUCUGGUAUCCAAUGGUUAAAGCUUGGCCUUGUGUAAUGGUAAUUCAUUCACAUGCAUUACUGCCAAGACAGAAAAAGAAUAAUACAGUGUAUGAUAUAAAUGCUGCUGCUUUUAAGGGCUUUAGAAGGGCAAUAAUUUAAGUGUAAGAAAGUUGUAGACUUAUUCGUGCCCUCAUUUCAUGUACAACAACCAACUGCUAAUUUAAAUGAUGAAAUUGCAAUAGAAAACCUACUGGAUAAUUUGACUAAUUUCAUAUGUACCCCGAAAACGUUAAGCUUCUCGAACUCGCCACAAGACUUCAGUACUUUGUCCUGUAGAUAGGAUUGUAGUAUAUUAAUUAUUAUUCUGUUUUAUUGAAGGAAUUCCCUUAUUGGCUCUCACUGGGACUGCAGAUAGGGAAACUGAGAAGACAGUUAUCAAAGAGCUUGCCACGAAGGAUCCUGUCAAGUUGUUUGUCAGGCCAAACAGAUGCAAAAUAUCUGCGACUAUCUAUCAACAAAGUUGGAAGAACUGA
Messenger RNA from Porites evermanni, 1113 nucleotides. NCBI's taxonomy places the organism in Eukaryota, Metazoa, Cnidaria, Anthozoa, Scleractinia, Poritidae. The record is from the annotation of a GenBank genome assembly.